This is a messenger RNA of Vitis vinifera (wine grape), 2259 nucleotides long. RefSeq lists its product as uncharacterized. Bases 771 to 2090 code for a protein of 439 amino acids. The transcript has 6 exons. Gene Ontology annotation, molecular function: lipid binding. The record is from RefSeq and is a predicted model, not a curated record. Lineage: Eukaryota; Viridiplantae; Streptophyta; Magnoliopsida; Vitales; Vitaceae.
UUUUUCAACGUAUACUCGGCUGAUCUCAAAAGGAGACUUUGGUUUUGUCUCAAAAGAACGCGACAAUUCACGAUGACCUGGAGAGAAAAUAAAUUAGAAAGAAAAACUAACCUGCUUUUGGAGCACGCAAUAACCGUGAACCCUUUCCUCAUCUCACACUUGUGUUUUGCUUCCGCCAUUAUUUUACCCGGUUUCGCUAGAUGAUUGGUUGAAAAUCCUGCUGCCGGGUGCACCUGAUCCAUUAUCCGACCAAGGGAAUAUCAACCCUCAAUCCAAACACCAUCUCGUCACGCUCACCUUUCAACGCGUGUAUUCCACCUCCAAUGCCACAGUAAUAUUUCGAACAAUACUAAUUAUUUUUAUUGAUAUUUCAGAUAUCACAAAUAGUUCUCAAUUUAUUUUCAAGCAAAAUAUAAUGAUAAUAAAUAAUAAUUUUAAAAACCUCCAUGUGGAAAUGUAACUGACGAGCCGUUGAUUCGCGUGGGGGAAAUUUUAUCUUAAGAAAUAAAAUAUAUAUGAGCGGUAAAAAAUUAGCCACGUCGUAUUUCCGUACACAGAAGGCAAACAGGCCAACACCACCACCCACCACUACUGUUCCUUUUCUCUCUCUUUUUUCUUUCUUUCUUUCUCUCUCUAGAGGCCUUCCUCUCACUUCAGGCACCGAGCCUCCUGGAUCUAUCGGCCGGUCCAUGUAGAUCGAUUGCUUGAAAGAAAAAAAUUACCCCUUAUUUUCUAGGGCUUUUUCUCUGGGAAUCCAACUAGGAGAAAAAAUGGAGGACAUCUUCUUUGAUUUCAUGGACUUCAUGAAGAAGCCAUCAGUCAUCGAAACGCUCCUUGACAUUUUGCUGUGCGCAGUACCGAUUUGGGUGGCGGUGAUGAUCGGUCUGGUCAUUGGGUGGUCAUGGAGGCCGCGGUGGACUGGCCUGGUCUACCUUGGCCUCCGGAGCAAGUUUCGCUUCCUCUGGACGGCACCGCCUGGGUUCGGGGCUCGCCGCCUCUGGUUGGCUUUCACAGCGCUCUCCGCUUUCUCGGUUGGUAGGACGAUUUGGUCCAAUUUUAAAGUGAGGAGGAAAGGGCCGACUGCUGCGGCGGCUUCGAGUUCGCCGGCGGGGACGGCGCGAUCGGUGGAGGGAAAUGGAGGCGAUGUUAGUCUUGAUACUAGACCUGCAGAAAUAGAGCAGGAUAUUGUCACAGAAAAUGACUUGGAUCACCUUUUGCAUGUUCUCGAAAGGAAGGAUGGAGAAAUGGCAUGGCAAGGUAUGAUGGAACGGUCAACCCCAAAUAUGUCAUACCAAGCUUGGCGCCAUGAGCCCGAGAAUGGCCCCACUGUGUAUCGUAGCAGAACUGUAUUUGAGGAUGCAACUCCCGAGGUGGUUAGAGAUUUCUUCUGGGAUGAUGAGUUUAGACCUAAAUGGGACCCUAUGCUUGCUUAUUUUAAAAUCUUGGAGGAAUUCCCUCAUACAGCGACAAUGAUUGUCCACUGGAUAAAAAAGUUCCCUUUCUUCUGCAGUGAUAGAGAAUAUAUCAUUGGUCGAAGAAUUUGGGAGGCUGGGAAGACAUAUUAUUGUGUGACAAAGGGGGUGCCAUAUCCAGGGUUGCCCAAGCGUGACAAACCACGGCGUGUGGAGCUCUAUUUCUCAAGCUGGAUCAUCAGGGCUGUGGAAUCCAGUAAAGGAGAAGGAAUGUCUGCAUGCGAGGUGAGCCUUGUACACUAUGAAGACAUGGGGAUCCCCAAGGAUGUAGCAAAGCUGGGUGUCCGCCAUGGGAUGUGGGGAACAGUCAAGAAACUGCAUUCAGGUAUGAGAGCAUAUCAAAAUGCAAGGAAAACAGAGGCACCCUUGUCCAGAAGUGCACUGAUGGCAAGAAUCACCACAAAAAUUUCUUUUGAUGAAACUAGUGAUUCCUUAGAGCCCGCUUCUGGUGAAGAAGAAAAAGGUCAAGUGGUGGAUAUCCAAAGAAAGAAAGAUAAGGGCAUUGAUUGGAAAUGGAUAGUUAUCGGUGGAACUGUAGCUCUGGUCUGUGGACUUCAUACGGGUACAAUUGGGAAAGCCUUAUUAAUUGGUGCAGGGCAAAGGUUUAGGCGGAGGUGAGACUCAUUUAACACACACUCGUCCUAGUUCUAUCCACAACAUUUAUUCGGAUCCCCUAGCAAACCUAAGCCUCAUUUAUCAAUGCAUCAAUUGUUAUCAUUCAAGAUUGAUUGUAUUUUAAUUUUUUUUUUUUAUCAGUUUUGAGUGAAUUUAGUCUCUUUUUCUUGAA